Messenger RNA from Anopheles coustani, 3168 nucleotides. It is a transcript of the gene Ctf4, whose product is annotated as WD repeat and HMG-box DNA-binding protein 1. Gene Ontology annotation, biological process: mitotic cell cycle; DNA repair; DNA-templated DNA replication. The transcript has 9 exons. Gene Ontology annotation, molecular function: protein binding; chromatin binding. Gene Ontology annotation, cellular component: nuclear replication fork. Bases 99 to 3095 code for a protein of 998 amino acids. NCBI's taxonomy places the organism in Eukaryota, Metazoa, Arthropoda, Insecta, Diptera, Culicidae. The record is from RefSeq and is a predicted model, not a curated record.
CAUAACAAAUGCGCCUCAGAAACGAUUGCAAAAGAAUUAAAAGUUGUGGCCGAUUUAGGUGUUAUCUCUUGUAGGUAAAGGAAAUAUAAAACAUUAAGAUGCCGUUCAAACGUUCACCUAUGCGGUUUGCCCAUAUAGUGGGAUAUACUAUAGUCUUCUACCAGGAUGAUGGCAAUUGCAUUGUUAGCGUUGGAUACGAUGGAGACUUUCGCAUCUGGCACGGCAUUGGCGACGACGAUCCACCGACAACCUGCAUCGGAGAGCAUGCAUGGACUGCGCUCCAGUACGGCGAUCGUGUGCUGAUCGCGACCGAUCUUAACACGGUGCAAGCUUGCAAAUAUCCGUCCCUGGAAAAGGAUGGUAUUGAGUUUCGGUUUACGGCCUACGUAACUUGUAUAGCCAAAAACAAGCGGUUUCUGACUGCCGGUUCGGAAGAUGCCACCAUAAAAGUCCUUUCGACUGAUAAUGGCGAGCAGUUUGAAUUGGAAAACCUAGGCGGUCCCGUGCUGUGCAUCGAUCUUAGCAAGCACAACCUUAUUGCCGCUAGCAUUGGUGAUGGUACUAUCCGUGUUUGGGACAUGAACACGAAAGAGCUCAAGAAGACGAUCGACGGUCUGCCGAAAGUUAAAAGUUUCGAAGCUGUUCUUCAUUUCUCAACACCCUCUUUCGAGCCGAAAACUGGUUCCCUGAUGGCAUACCCACUUGAGAAGGAGGUAAUCGUGGUGAACACCAAAACCUGGCAAGUUGUAAAGAAAUUCUCGAAACCGAAGCUUUCCGCCGAUCUUACGGUCUGCGCCUUUUCACCGAUGGGUGACUAUUUGGCGGCCGGAAGUGAGGUAGGAGAGGUAAUCGUGUGGGACUUCGACACACAGAAACUGAUCGAUGGAUGUGCACAGUUUGGGACGUAUCCGAUCACAAGAAUCGUGUGGAAUCCGAAGAAUAACGGCGAACUGGCCGUGUCGGAUGCAAACGGGCAGAUUGGUACGGUGACGGAAAUUUUCUUAGAGGCCGAAGAAGACGAUGACGGUGCCGGGGAAGAUAUCGUGGAGAUGGCGGAAAAAGAGGAGGAAGACGGCGAUGAUAAAAUGUUCGAUGAGUUUGUAGUAAAAGAAACCGAAGUGGAGGAUAACGAUGAUAACGGCGAUGGGCCUGACGAUGAUGAGCUGAACGAAAACUGUGUUGAGAUAGAAAAAUUAAAGUCGCAGGUUCUGGGACCGACACAACGGGCACCUGAAAAUGACGCUCUUUCUGACGUUGACGAUGAUGGGGCUUCUUCGGUUCGCAGUGAGCGCUUUAUCGGGCCAAAGUCAUUCCCUCAACAGCAUCCGUUUCAACCUGGCUCGAGUCCUCACUCGCAGGACCAUUGCUACCUUGUGUACAAUCAUGUCGGAAUGGUACGACGACACGCGACCGAGAAGGAAAACUCGAUCGAGGUGGAGUUUCACAACUCUCAGCAGCACCACGGAAUCCAUCUGAUCAACUAUCUCAACCACACGAUGGCGGGCUUGAGCGAAACCGUGCUCGCGAUGGCCUGCUCGAGCGAUGACGGAAGUCCGAGUAAGGUGGUGUGCAUCAACCAGGCCUCGUUUGGAAAGCGCGAGUGGAGCUUCACCAUGCCAGGUUGCGAGGAUAUCGUUGGAGUGACCGCGUCGGACAAAAUCGUCAUCGUAGCGACGGACAGUCGACUGUUGCGGGUUUUUACGGCCCGUGGAACCCAGCGUGAGAUUUUGUCCAUCCCGGGGCCAAUCGUUGCCCUUGCCGCCUACGGAGACCAUUUUUUGGUCGCGUACCACAGCGCUCCGGCCAAUGAAGAUCAAAACAUUACCCUAAUGAUUGUGACGUGCAUAAACUUUAAGCUGCGCUGUCGGGAAGUACGUGUCCCACUGACGGCUGGCACGGAGCUGCGCUGGAUUGGGUUCUCCGAUCGGGGCUCCCCGGUAGUGUACGACACGGCUGGUGUCCUUAAUUUAUACCACGCUGCAUCGAACGUUUGGUUUCCCAUCUAUCACGCCGAUAAUUUGCAAACAAAAGGCGCAUCGGACAGUCUCUUCAUUAUAAAAGUGUCCGAAUCGACCCAGGCCAUACAGCUGAUUCUUUGCCGGGGGGCAAGGUAUCCACUGACCAAUCCGAAACCCGUUCCGAUGGAAGUGCAAUUCCUUCUGCCCUUGUGCGACCAGGACAGUGAGAAGGAGCAGCUCGAAGAGCAGCUGGUUCGUUCGUUGUACUUUAAGCAAAACAAUGCUGACAAGCUCAUAAUAGAAACGGCUCUCAAACUGUUCGCGCUUGCUUGUAAAAAUGAAUGUGAACAACGCGCCAAGGAGCUGGUGGAAACGAUUGCCUCGAGUCAGUUGAUUCCGCUGGCGAUUAAGUACGCGAGUAAAAUCCGUCGGUAUCAUUUGGCCGACAGCCUGGCCCCUUUGCUCCCAACCUUCCAGGAACAGGAAAACCAAGAGGAAAAGCUCGAGCAGGAACGCAUUCGAGAAAGUGAAGCCAUUGUGAGCGAGCUUCAGCAUAUCAAUAUUGAGGCGGUUACGAAAAAGGACACGACACCGAAAAUAAAACCACUUCCAGUUGGCACGAAAAAGUCGAGCAACCCAUUCCGUAAAUCAACGCCUGCUGGUGGUGAUUCCGUAGCGUCGUCGUCUCCCGCCUCCAUCCCGGGCGGCACCGGCAAUCCACUGGAACAUUUAACCGGCAAGGCGAUCGGAUUUUCGACCAGCAGCAAUAGCAGCGGUAGUCCAUACGUUGCCAAAGCGCCGGCCAAUGGAGGCCAAGUUGAGAAUAGGCCUCACAACAACAGCGCUGGAACGUCCGGAACGCCUAGUGGAUCGGGCGGAGGCAAGUUUAAACUCUGGUUCGAGCAAAACCAGGCCGAACUUCAGCAGCGCCAUCCGGAGGUUGAAAGCUCGGAGUUAGUCAGGAUCGGUGUGCGCGAGUUUAGGGCUCUCCAGCAGAAAGGUACGGAGGGUGGCAAAGCGUCGAAGGAAAAUGGUACUCCGCAUAAAACGUCCGAAAAGCGAAAGCUCGAUGAAAGUGAACCGGCGGAAAGUGGCAUCUCUAAGCUGGCCAAGUUUGGUUUCGUUCAGAACAAUUAAAUGGAACGCUAAAGCUAAUUUGUGGAUUGGAGUAAGUUCGUAUUAAGUAAGUAAACAUUUAUUUUAUCUAUAA